Molecule: messenger RNA, 1264 nt
Organism: Xenia sp. Carnegie-2017
Lineage: Eukaryota; Metazoa; Cnidaria; Anthozoa; Malacalcyonacea; Xeniidae
Product: peroxisomal membrane protein PEX16-like
Exons: 1
Coding region: 12-1109 (365 amino acids)
Biological process (GO): peroxisome organization
Cellular component (GO): peroxisomal membrane
Source: RefSeq, a predicted model, not a curated record
UUCGAGACAAAAUGGUGGACGACUCAUUCGGACGUGCGUUAAGAAACUUACCUGAAAAAGCGAAACGACUGCUUCUGAUGCAAUUCCAAAGGGCAUGGAAUAUGUAUUCUGGCAUGCUUAUUGACGAUCCAGCGAUUUCUACUCGAUUGGAAGCACUGCUUCGCGUCUUAUCAUACGUGGUUCCUGGUCGCUUCGUGGCCUCUCAAGAAAUCGGUGAACUUCUAUACAGCUCGUCAAACUUGUUAGCCUUGCUGCACGAUUAUAUUUUUCGAAGUCACAUCACGCUACCAAAGCUCCCUGGAACAGAGGCAGAAAAACGACUGCUUAUGUACCUUUCCGUAAUCGAAAGUGUCGAGGUUUUUUUCGAAAUGACGGCGCAUACGCUUUGGGAUGACAUUGGAAAGUGGUUAAUUGUUCUUUUGAUACAAUUGAGCAAAGUUGGAAUACGUCUAUUGCUACUUCUUAAGAACCAACCAAAGUUGCAAAAAUAUCCUUUAAUACCGUUGCUCAACCGACAACUGGUCGCCGAAGGCGCGCGAAAACAAAACAUACAAACUGAAAAGGAAACUUUUGGAAAACAGGAUGGACUUGGUACACCUGGUGAAGACCACGUAUGGCAAGGUGAGCGAUCAGGUCGCUAUAUUCGUUCACUUUCUUCAACUCCGCCCAAUGGCUUCAGAUCUUGGAAAUUGCCACAGUUUCCAGUUGGUAGAGAAAACCCAACAGUUCUGAACAAUGCCCAGUUUUAUGCAGAAAUUCUACAUGUUAUUAGACCACUUCUUCACAUGACCAGCAUGUUUGCUUUUGGUGAAAAGUCUUGGAAGCCUUGGUUGCUAUCACUAUUCACGGACACUGCAAGCUUAGCAAUACACACUCGUUGUAAUCAAAGGUUAACCUCGAUGGAAAAGACAGAAAUAUCAAGAAGACUUAUGCUUUUGCUUUUAUACUUGCUGAGAUCACCUUUUUAUGAUAACCAUUCCAAAGCUAAAAUAUUGUUUGUAAUGAAUGGUUUAGCAAACCGUAUUCCCUUAAUCUCUUAUGUCAUUCGACCGUUACUACAGUAUUUGCCCUGGUGGCAAAGGACAUAUUUCUACAACUGGUGCACUUAAUUGAGAAGCCUACCAUGCUUCCAAACAGUUUUUAGGACAAUUUCAUGGAUAAAAGGGCAUGCAACUAAAGUAUCAUUUGAUUAUCUAAUAAGCAUGAUGAUAUUUAAGAAUUAAUACUUUGAUUGAAUAAAAUAAUUGAUGCAGUUAUAAUAAAA